Molecule: messenger RNA, 4160 nt
Organism: Rhipicephalus microplus (southern cattle tick)
Lineage: Eukaryota; Metazoa; Arthropoda; Arachnida; Ixodida; Ixodidae
Product: acetylcholinesterase-1
Biological process (GO): acetylcholine catabolic process; choline metabolic process
Cellular component (GO): plasma membrane
Molecular function (GO): acetylcholinesterase activity
Source: RefSeq, a predicted model, not a curated record
UCGAUGUUAAGACAAUCAAAUUUUCAGUCUCUCCUCUGUUCAGCGGUUCAGUCGCAGCAGCUAAGCAGAGAAGUUUCGUUUCCUGCGGUGUGCUUGUGCCGCCGCACGUUGGGCAUGCGAGUAUACUAGUCAGAAAUCGCGUAGAAGGGCAGAUUUCGGAGUACGGGUUGUGCGUACGUAGGUUAUAGCGCGCUUGGUGCGUUACGCUUGCUCGCAGUAUAUAGGCAGACAGAAAAGAAAAGAGUGGCAUCAGCAAUUAUGCCGAUCUCCUGUCGAAUGUUAUUGAUUCUCGCUGCACAUAUUUUUCAGUUAUGUUCUUGCGCCGAUGCUAGUGAACGUCCCGUGGUUAAAACUGAUGACGGAGUCGUCCAAGGCAUCCGAAUGGAUGCGGCUGGUGAAAAAGUGGACGCUUUUCUCGGUGUGCCCUACGCCACGCCUCCAGUGGAUGAGCUGCGCUUCGAGAAGCCGCUGCCAGCCAAGCCAUGGAAAGGCAUAUACAACGCCAGCAGGAAGCCGACGCCAUGCAUGCAGAGCGACUUUCCGAUCUACGAGGACAUCGUACUAGACUACACCCAUUCCAGCGAGGAUUGCCUCUACUACAAUGUGUGGCGACCGACUCGCAGCUGCCCCAACGACUCGGAUACGUGCGACGCCAAGCUUCCCGUUAUGGUCUUCAUUCACGGCGGCGGAUUUCAAUUUGGGGACUCCUCUCUCUUCCUGUACGACCUUGGCCACUUAGCGGUGAGAACCAACAUCGUGACCGUUAGUUUCAACUACAGGCUCAACAUCUUCGGCUUCCUGACGACGGAAACGGCCGAUAUGCCCGGAAACAUGGGUAUGUGGGAUCAAGUGCUUUUUCUCAAAUGGGUCAACAAAAAUAUCGCUUACUUCGGCGGCGACCCCAGUGAAGUCACGGUGGCGGGUCACAGUGCGGGGGGUGUCUCCGCCGGACUACUGGCUGCAUCGCCCGUCACCAAAGGGCUGUUCAAGCGAAUUAUCAUGCAGAGUGGAACGCCUCUUACACUGCUUGCUGGAUCAACUUACUAUAGCCCUGACAAGUUCUAUGACGUAUCACGCUUUCUCGGGUGCCAUAAUGGCGCGGUUCCGAAGAAGGAUCUGGACUAUCCUAAGACAAUAAAGUGUCUUAAAAAGCUGGACGCCCGCAGAAUAAUCCGCUCGCUGCUACGCUUGAAUUUGGGGCAGCGUGUGUUCUCGCCACAAGAGGGCGACGAUUUCUUCCCGUAUGACCCCCUGGCGAUGGACACGUGGAAGAACAUGCACGUCAAGGAAGUUUUCGCUGGCAGUAACCUGAACGAAGGAACGGGCUUCCUAAGCUACAUUCUCAAACAUCAUCACGACCUCAAGGACAACUUGAAAGUGGAUUAUCGCGCGACCAUCACGGCCAUGCUGUCCCUCUUUGCGGACGUGCCUCUGGUUACGGGCAAGAAGAUGGUAAAAGCUUACUUUGGUGGUUACGAAGUAAAACAUGAAGGCCAAAAGGUCGUAGAACUUCUUGCCGAAAUGAUGGGCGACAUCGUUUUCAAGUGCCCGACACACCUCUACUCUGAACUCACGGCGCUCCAAGGAGUGCCAUCGUACAGGUACCUGUUUGCCUAUCGGCCUACGUACAGCAUAUUCCCAAAAUGGUUCGGAGUGGUGCACUCGGAAGAGUUGCCCUUCGCGUUGGGAAGUAUGGUCUUCGCCAAUGAUCCCACGAGAGCGAGCAUUGCGACAGAGAGCCUGCCCAGAGGCUUUCUGGGAAGGAGUUACACCACCAACGAGACAGAAUUUAUGCGACAGAUGAUGGACAUUUGGGGAUCAUUCGUGGCUACAGGCAAACCAUCGAUACCCCUAUACGACGUCGAGUGGCCAAGCUACACGAAUACAAGGCAAGAAAUCGUUCAACUCAUGCCUUUCAACUACACAAUAAGGCUCGAUAAGUCGCAGGAGAAGUGCGAGCUCUACAGGCAAUUCAUGGUCAGGAAGGGUUCUGGGAAGCAACCUCCUCUGAGGAUUGUUUCACCUGGAAUUGCUGCUUCGAGCGGCAAAUCCACACCUCCAGCCGUGGCAAGCGCAGCGAAUCGCCAGACUAGCAAGAAUGUUGCCACGUCACUGGCAGCCUGUAGCCUCUUGAUGGCCGUGCACCAUUCGUUUGCGACACUAGUUUAAAAGAGGGGCGUGAGCAUUUACAAAUCGCGUGCACUCGUGAACGCAAGGUUUGGAGAACAAGCUCCACAGCUUUGCGACGAAAAGUGUUGCGACGUGAAGCAACCGGAGAAUGAACACGAUACUGUGGAAGCUGCCUAUUUAGCAUUCAGAUAUGUGGAACUUCGGAGAGGUAACUUCUCUACAGGUAGACAGCGCUCGUGUUCGUCAUACUUUCUCUGCCUCAGUCAUUCCUCGUAUGUAUUUCCACAACUCUACGUUUCGAGCUGCUCAUCUUUCCCGUGUAACGUCAACCAUCGUCGCUCUUAUUCCACAAAAGAUUCCGCGUGAUAAUGCACGGCGACACACAUUUAGGAAAGCCCCUUCUUACAUAGUUUUCGUGAAGGUAAGGCACCGUACGUUUUGUAAAGAUUCGCAUUAUUUUCCACGUGCAAUGCUCGUCGUUAUUUCCUUGUACCUUACUACUGCUGCCAGGAUCGUUGUGCAACGCUUUUAUUGCGCAAUAAUGAUGGUGAAGAACUACACGUUGUUGAGAGUUGUAAGUCUUCAUUUGGCGUCACGCCAUGGAACGCUUUAUAUCUCAGUGCAAGACAAGUUUUACAUUGCCGAUUCUUUCGUUCGUUUUUUUUCUGCCCUCCCGUAUCCUUUUCACAUUUUCAUGAUGGAGAGUAGCUAAUAGGAUAUAUCGCUUGGUCGAUCUUGCAGUCAUCUUUUUUACAUUUAUUACUUUCACUUUGAUGUUCAAACAGGCAGCUAACAGGAUUACGAGUGAAAAGCCCAGAGUUGGUGCUAGCUGGUCAUUGUCGCGUGCAGUAAAUGGCUGCCAUAUCCCCUGCCAAUACUCACUGCGAAGACGGAGCUUGAAUUUUAAGUGCCAGAAACCUGCAGGUCAGGUUUCUCACCCAGUGUGCGUCGGUUGCAGGGGGUUUACAGCGACGAAAGUAUUCAAAGUCAAAAGGCUCGCCUAAGCGGUUUUGUACUGUCAUCUCGUGUUUGUAAAUUGCGAAAAAGAAAGAACAAAAAACUGAAUUUCAAAAAGCUUGCUCAAACCACAGCAAACAAGCUUUAGGCUUUCAUUUUCUUUCUGAUAUUCAUGUUCACCUUAAGCAUGGUUUUCAUAUAAACCUUCAAACUUUUUGCCAUGUUUUCUGGUCGAGUAAUGCAGUCCUCGAAUACGGGCGCAUUCUCGAGGCUUUCUUCGGUAAGUGCUUCUUGGAAGUGUCCAGUCUCCUCCGGUAACAAUACGUCCGUCAUCGGGAGCGGCUACAAUGUUCUUGCAGGAAACAAUUACAUCGGAGGAGCCUUUUGUAAAUUCAUUCUCUGGUACAGUCAGUCUUAAAGACAUGGUGUUUUGAAUGCUCCCCAUUACAGAUAAUUACCGCUACGUUCAAAUUGUGACAAUGUUUAAUAAAUUAGUGAUGCUUGAUUACUGGAUGGAUUGUUCUCGGUUAUCGUGCAAAUCAAGACUAUACUUAGGCAGAUAGUUCACCACUAGGCAAGUAACAUUAGUGCACUCUUCUCGUUUUUAAGGUGUUGAAGUGAAAAAAAAAUUCUAAGUUUUCUCUCAGAAUGUUCUUGCCUGCAAAAAUUUUCGAAAAAAUUUUGGCUGUGCAUUACAGCUUAGUAGGCUUGAUCGCUACGUUUGCUCACUUCUUGCGGCCGAGUCAACUGAUGGUCUAAGAUUCCGUUUUCAUCUGUUUGCCGACUAAUAGCAAGUGAUUUCAGGAAUUUCAAUUAUAUAGGCAACUCCUGUUAUCUUCUGUCAUAUCAUGUGAGGACGAAACAUUGCAUCUGAUUUUUGUGUUGACUAUGAACAAAAUAGAAUUAUUCACAAGUAAAGCACAUGUUCUCGCAAGUUUCUGCGACAAGUCUCAUUUAUUUACAAAUGUCAUCUUGAAGGCUACGUGCGAUUUACUAAACGCACGGUUUCUAUGUACUUAGUUAAUGCUGACUUUCUGUAUGCACUCUUUAUCUCGUAAAGCUUUCUAAAGCUG